AUGGCACCAUUGACAUCGACAAACAGCGAAUCCGGCGUUUCUGGAUUAUCAACGGAGCCUGGACUGAAAUUUUGUCCAUGGAGUGACCCCCUGGAAGAGCACACUAUCUUGGUACAAUCGAACGAGGUUCAUUUGAUCCCACUAGGGGACCAAAAAUGUCACCACAAACUUGAAGUGACCGCACAGGAUACCCUCAAUGGCUUCUCAACCGCUGGGAAUCGUCUAACAGACGACGUUAUUAUCUUUUCCUCCAGAUCAGGCGUCGUUUUUGGGCGUAUCCCGAAUUCACUUUCCGAUGAUGCAGUCAUUCAAUGGCUCAAGUCGUUUCUUGAAUACGUCAGUACCAGUGAACAAGCUGCAUGGUGGCACACAGAUCACUCCGGUCCGUGGGCCUGCUAUGUCUUUGUACCGAUGAAUACAAAGCGAACGAAAUGGACGUAUUCGAAUACGCGGAAUGACAAAGAACGGCCCUUGAGGAUUUUGAGUAUGUUGGACAUAUAUGCGGAAGAAAAGCCAUGGUUUGUUUGGCCUUGCGAAGAUAGCCGUGUGGCCAUCAUCAAUGGGAAAUGCUAUGUGCCCCGGCAGCACAAACGACGAAGGAAUAUCCAAACACACAAAGUGGAAGGACAAUCGAAAGAAUCGAACUCAACAAGAGUCAGUUUCGUAUGGGACCCAGUCGAGCAAUCAAGAGAGGUAAUACUUAGAGAUGAGGAGUGGAAGGAUGAGCUUUUGAUGGAACGAGUCGAGAUGAGUUUGAUAUAG
Molecule: messenger RNA, 762 nt
Organism: Talaromyces marneffei
Lineage: Eukaryota; Fungi; Ascomycota; Eurotiomycetes; Eurotiales; Trichocomaceae
Exons: 1
Coding region: 1-762 (253 amino acids)
Source: RefSeq, a predicted model, not a curated record